AUGUGCUACUAUGGAGGAUACUAUGGAGGCCUGGGCUAUGGCUAUGGAGGCCUGGGCUGUGGCUAUGGCUGUGGCUAUGGCUGUGGCUAUGGUGGCUAUGGAUAUGGUUGCUGCCACCCACUGUGCUGUAGAAGGUACUGGUCCUAUGGUGUCUACUGA
This is a messenger RNA of Mastomys coucha (southern multimammate mouse), 159 nucleotides long. Its product is annotated as keratin-associated protein 20-2-like. The transcript has a single exon. The coding region runs from base 1 to 159 and encodes 52 amino acids. Lineage: Eukaryota; Metazoa; Chordata; Mammalia; Rodentia; Muridae. The record is from RefSeq and is a predicted model, not a curated record.